Molecule: messenger RNA, 153 nt
Organism: Plasmopara halstedii
Lineage: Eukaryota; Oomycota; Peronosporomycetes; Peronosporales; Peronosporaceae
Exons: 2
Coding region: 1-153 (50 amino acids)
Source: RefSeq, a predicted model, not a curated record
AUGAGAGCUCAAAUUCUAAAAUAUACCAACUGGAUCAUCGACUGCGAUUACAAAAAAAAUCUUUGGGAAUCUUUUAAUGUAGUUGAUGAAGUAGCCUACCGCGCCGCGGUGGGUCCCUUAUACGCCUAUCGUGCAAGCCUUCUGAUUACUUAA